This is a messenger RNA of Bombyx mandarina (wild silkworm), 1192 nucleotides long. Its product is annotated as lysosome-associated membrane glycoprotein 1. NCBI's taxonomy places the organism in Eukaryota, Metazoa, Arthropoda, Insecta, Lepidoptera, Bombycidae. The record is from RefSeq and is a predicted model, not a curated record.
CGCACAGUUUUCACGGUAUAAAAAUAACAUUCUCUAUCAGUUUCAUCUCAAUAACACAGGCAUAUGUUAGAAUAUUCGAGAAUUCGAAUCUGCUAUUCAUAUUAUACAAAAAAGAUUUGAAUUCAAUCCUGUGAAUGUUUUUUGAAACUUGUUUUGAAUCAGUGAUACCGUAGCUAGGCGAUCGUGAAAUGUUUUAAGUUAAUUAAAAAAAAAAAAAGGUUUAUCCAACGUUACGAACAUGAUUUCACUAAAAUUGCUAUGUUUAUUGUUGGUGGUAUGUUCAGCUCACAGCCUCCAGCUGGACAGCCAGGCUUCCACCAGGCGGCCGAGGGUCACGAAGUACAGCAAGACUACAAUAGCGCCUGGCGGAUCGACGGAAUCGGUAACAGAAAGAAGUUUGGUGACGGCCACGUACCGUCUCCAAGGUGGUGGAGGGGAGACCUGCAUUCUUCUGACUGUCGAUGCUCUCCUGGACAUAUCUUACGUGACAAAGCUCAACGAACGCGCGGACGCGAAUACUUUUGUCCCGAACAACGCUAACGUCGGAGGGGCGUGCAAGGAUGGUGACGCCGAGACCUUAGUCCUUUCGUUUAAGGAUUUCACUUUGGAAUGGUUCUUUGCAAAGACUCCAGGAGGAGAGCGUUGGUAUGCUGAGAGCAUGAAGCUAUCGUAUAACUCCAGUUCUCGCAUUCUGGAGCACGCAGCGAAUCAAGGGAGACGUGUUACCCUCACCACUGACUCCAGAGAGCUGCUUUUCCCGACGCCGGUCGGAAAAUCUUAUUUCUGCCCAGACGAGACGGUCAUUGAACUCACCGAGGAGGAUCCCAGCAACCCGACGUUGGCUCACAAAGCGAAGCUGUACCUCAGGCAGAUGCGUCUGCAGCCGUUCAUGUUCAAGCGGUCCGGCGAGUUCGGUCCCGCGUGGCACUGCGCCGGGGCCGCGCGGGCCCGCUCCGAGGCCGCACCGGUCGCGGUGGGGGCCGCGCUGGCCGUCGCGACCGCCGGCACGCUACUAGGCUACGCCAUAUGGCGGUAUUUGAAAGUCAAGAAAGUACAAUACGACACGAUGGAAUGAGAUUAAUAAGUUCGGUUACAAUAUCGCAUUAAAAGUGUACAAUUUCCAAAAAAAUAUUCGAAAUUGAGUAAAUAUCGACGCUUGAAAGGCAAACAUGACUAAGCGACAAUGCGUGAA